Molecule: messenger RNA, 2114 nt
Organism: Owenia fusiformis
Lineage: Eukaryota; Metazoa; Annelida; Polychaeta; Sabellida; Oweniidae
Source: the annotation of a GenBank genome assembly
CCGGUUCGCAUAAUUUUAAAUAAAGCACGAACGGUAUAUCUUACCAGUUGGAAAGAUGAGACAAUUUGAAAAAUAAAUAAAUUUGAUUUUUAAGAAUUAUAUUUUGAAGAUGCUACCUACAACAAAGUUAUUGACUUAAGGUUUUCAAAAAGUUUUCAUCUGGAAUUAGCAUUUUGACUCAAGAUUCCUGAUUCAACCAGUAGUCUAUUCAGAGCAUUACAUUUGUUUUACUAACAAUGGCGUCUGGACGCAACCCAACUGGGCAUAACAACUGAUAAAAUCACAAUACCACUUGCUGCUUCAAGAAGUUGAUAUUCAAAAUGAACAUUCAUACUGAAUGAGGCAAGAUUCUCAACUAGAAUGACACAGUUACCGACAAUUAUUUCAACGUUCGUUUCAAUACUCGUCAGUACCAGUUGGAUACCAAUAGUGUGUCCCUCCUCCAUAGUCGUUUAUCCAUUCUGCACGUACACACUCAAUUCUCAUUUUAUGGUAUUUGGGAAUCUCGCCAGAACGUUACUUGAAAACGGACAUGAUGUAACUUUUAUACUUCCUGAUGAUAUCCAGCUGCUAUCAGAUACCGAAUAUAUCCCACGUGAUGUUGUUAUUAUGUCUUUUCCAACUCCUAAAAGAUACCAUGUUAAUUUAUCUCCGGAUCAUGGAGAUAUGUCACCUUGGAAAUUCAUGGAUAUAGGUGCAAAGGUGCAAUAUCGUUUCUGUGCAAGCCUUCUAAGGACCAAAGUGUUAAAUCAAAUCAAAUCGAGGAAUUUUGACCUAUUUCUGACCGAUGAAUCCGCAUGGUGUAGCAGACUUGUAUGGGAUUAUUUGGACAUACCGACUGUGGUAGUGUCAACAUGGGGUCCCGUGAGAGACACAGAUCUCGCGAGACCUUAUAUGCCAUCCUUCGUACCCAACAUCCAAACCAGCUUCACAGACAAAAUGACAUUCAUUGAAAGAGUGUGGCAUUAUAUAAUAAACAUGAGAAUGGACGUUGCCAUUAACGGCAUUCUCGAUGACUUUGAUAAUCUGAAACGAAAAUUCAAAUUGAAUGCAACUCUUUCGAUGAGAGAUUCGUUUAAAAGGGUGUCCCUUGUAAUUUGCCAAGGGGAUAUUUCUGCUGAGUUUCCGAGGCCGACAAUGCCGAAUGUCGUAAUGUUGUCGCCACUUGGAAUCUUUCAAAACGAGGUACUUAGCGCAGAAAUAAACGAUUUUGUGGAAGGGGCCACAUUUGGCAUAGUUGUAGUUAGUUUUGGCACACGCUUUAACAAUGUUGGUAUAGAUAAAGCCGAAGCGAUGGCCCGAAUAUUUUCAUCUUUAAAAUUACGAGUUAUUUGGAAAUACGAGGGAGCAAAUCUCACCAACGCAAGUGAUAACGUAAUGAGAGUGCCCUGGAUACCUCAAAAUGCGCUAUUGAAACAUAGUAAGACAAAACUGUUCAUAACACACUGUGGAGUCAAUAGUUUCAACCAAGCUAUAUAUUACGGGGUACCUGUAAUUGCAGUGCCAUUAGAUUUAGAUCAGUUUUCACAUGCUUCGAAAUUAGUUAAUCGCAAACGCAUGGGGCUUCAAGUCAAUGUGAACGAGCUCAAAUCGGAAAAGUUCGGGAAUGUUGUGCGACGAGUUCUCCAUAACUAUAGGAUGUAUAAAACAAACGCUGUAACAGCUAUGAACUUAAUGAAGGACCAACCACUGCCGAUAAACCAAAGUUUUUUAUAUUGGAUCGAAUACGUCAUACGUUGGCAUGGUGCCCCACAUCUUCGAUCCGAAGUCGCUAACGAUAUGACGUUCUUCCAGCUUUAUUCACUUGACGUCAUUUUAUUUCUUGUAGUCAUAGUGAUAAUGGGUACAGCCUCAGUAUUGAUGGUUUGUAAACACCUGUGGUUAAGACGUAAGAGAAUUCCAUGGGCGUUGGUGAUGACAUGUACAACGAGAUCAAGAUGCCGGAGAAGGAUUCUCUUUCAACUUUCUCGCAAAUGUAAAUUAUAAAUGGAGACCAACACGAUUAUUUUGUCACACCCUGUAACCUUUUACUUGACAGAUGAAAGUUUUGAAAAGAGAUAUUUCAAAAAAAAAUUGAAAAAUAAGUUGUUAGCUUUUCAUUUCUCAAAUAUUCA